AUGGAGCUACAUAUGCAUACCCUGACUGGCUGGUCAAGCGACAACUUCCAUCUCCUUCUCGACGAGCAACUUGUUGCGCCGUCCACGAUCAAGCGUCUCGCCAUCGUGCGUCCCAUACUGCUCGUCAGCGGAAUUGAGAUCGGCAGCGUCUACGCAGAGGAGAUGCUCUUGCACGGCUAUACCAUUCAACGAUCCGAUGUUGGCCUGCUCAUCAACAACACUCUUUCGAAAGGGUCGCAAAUCAGGGGAGGAGGUGGAAAGGGCUGUCACAGUGACAUACCGAUGCAGCCUGGACGUGUUAGGCAUGGCGCCAUCUCCCGCCGAGCCAGCUGUAUCUCGCAUAUCAUGGGCUGUCACGUUGACUUUUCAUACAAGACCGCUGACGGUGCCUCAAGACACAGCGACAGGUAA
Mycosarcoma maydis (corn smut) is the source of this 411-nucleotide messenger RNA. RefSeq lists its product as uncharacterized. The record is from RefSeq and is a predicted model, not a curated record. Lineage: Eukaryota; Fungi; Basidiomycota; Ustilaginomycetes; Ustilaginales. Bases 1 to 411 code for a protein of 136 amino acids. The transcript has a single exon.